This is a messenger RNA of Sus scrofa (pig), 4018 nucleotides long. RefSeq names its product RAB43, member RAS oncogene family (gene RAB43). Gene Ontology annotation, molecular function: GTPase activity; GTP binding. NCBI's taxonomy places the organism in Eukaryota, Metazoa, Chordata, Mammalia, Artiodactyla, Suidae. The record is from RefSeq and is a predicted model, not a curated record.
CGGGGCAGGUGGGGCGGGCCCGGGCAUAGCGGGCGGUGGCGUCCCUUCUCCAGGUGUUGCGGCGCUUCCACGUCGCCAGGCGGUCCGCGGCUUGCGUGAGCCCAGGCCGCCCCAGCGUCCAGAGUGCCGGCCCUUGGGCUCCCGAGGCCAUGGCGGGGCCGGGCCCUGGGGACCCGGACGAGCAGUACGAUUUCCUGUUCAAGCUGGUGCUGGUGGGCGACGCGAGCGUAGGCAAGACGUGCGUAGUGCAGCGCUUCAAGACCGGCGCCUUCUCGGAGCGCCAGGGCAGCACCAUCGGCGUGGACUUCACCAUGAAGACGCUGGAGAUCCAGGGCCAGCGGGUCAAGCUGCAGAUCUGGGACACAGCUGGCCAGGAGCGAUUCCGCACCAUCACGCAGAGCUACUACCGCAGCGCCAAUGGGGCCAUCCUGGCCUACGACAUCACCAAGAAGAGCUCCUUCCUGUCAGUGCCUCACUGGAUUGAGGACGUGAGGAAGUAUGCCGGCUCCAACAUUGUGCAGCUGCUGAUUGGGAACAAGUCGGACCUCAGCGAGCUGCGGGAAGUGCCGCUAGCCGAGGCACAGAGCCUGGCAGAGCACUAUGACAUCCUGUGCGCCAUCGAGACGUCGGCCAAGGACUCAAGCAACGUGGAGGAGGCCUUCGUGAGGGUGGCCACGGAGCUGGUCAUGAGGCAUGGGGGCCCUCUGCUCAGCGAGAAGGGCACUGACCAUAUCCAGCUGGACAGCAAGGAUGUCGGAGAGACCUGGGGCUGUGGGUGCUGACCGGGCGCAGGGCAGGCAGGCGGGGCCCCACCUGCUCUUGCCCUCUGGCCUCUACGCCCAGCCCCCCAGAGCUGGCCCUCCAGGGCACCAGCCGGAUAAAGUCCUGGAAUUAUCCAUCCUGUGGCCUGGAUGGUUGAUGGGAAGGCUUCCCUCCAGGACAGAAGAAGCAGGACUUCUCCUGCAGGAGACCCAUUGGCACAGGGUAGGAUGUGGGUCCCAUCCCGCAGCCAGCGGCUGUCGGCACGCUUCGCAUCCCAGGACUGGCUGGAGCCUGCCGGCAUGGGCCUCACCCACCCCACGUGCCCUCUUUCUGACCAUUUCACACCUGAGGCUGCGGCAUUUGUCGCUUUCCAGGAAUGUGGCUGGUGCCCUGGGUCCCCGGGUCAUUCCAGCCAGAGCCCUGGGCCCAGCAGACUUGGUUCCUGAGCACAGGCCCAGGGGGGCCCUGGCUCCCCCCUUUCUUCACUGCCAGCCCUCAGUUCACAGGCGCCCUGCAGCUCGGCUCCUGCCUCACGUUUUCCAUGUAGCUUCUCAUUUUCACUGGCAUAAGCGUGGGUCACAGCCCACAGCUGAGUGCAGACCAUCUGUUGGCUUGAGCCCAAAGUUGUGCCAUUGAGGUUGCAAAACCAGCUAGUCCUUUAGCUCUGGCUCUCAGAAGCUUGAGGUAGGAGGGGAGUGUGGACAUUUAGGGAAGAGGAAGAGCUUGUACUCCCAAGGCCUGGGGCCGAGAGGGGCCCUCAGGUUGCCCACUCUCACCUCUACCUGCAGACUCCCAGUCAAUGUUUGAGUUUCCCAGAUGGAGGAGGUGAGGCUUUGCAGUCCUGGGUCUGGCCAGUUCAUGCCCCUGGCCACCCACCCUCAGUGGCCUCCAAGUACACUGGGCACUAGGGCGGGACAGCAGGGCCGCAGGGUCACUGCUGCAGCUCAGAGACCGGGGCUGGGCGGUGGCAGGUGGUCCUCCUACACCAAUCCCAGGCUCUCCUCCUCUGCCAGGUUCAGUCCCUCAGACCUCCCUUGUGGGGCCCCAGAAAAUAAACUGCUCUUGGAGCCAAGGAUGAGGCCUCACCAGAGAGAACCAGCCCAGAGGCAGCCGCACAGCCUUCCUGGCCAGCACUUUGUCUGGCUGACCCCCUUUCAGGUAGGCCUGGCUGCAGAGCAGGAAGCCAGACGUUGCACAGCAGCCCCAGGAGGUGGGGUUGGAUGGGGCUGGUGGCUCCCUUCCAGCCAGGACACAGCCUUGGAACCGCUGAGCCUGGUUCUGGAGGGGUGGGAUGCUGACCUGCUUGGGCCAGGAGCUUCUGGGCAGAGUCUGCCUUGAAGGGAUCAGCCUCCUGGGGGCGGGGAGUGAAGUAGGGACUGGGAGUAAGAAGGCUGCGUGGCUGUCGUCCUCUGUGGCCUCGCUGAUGGGAUGGGCCCCGUCCUUCCACCUGCACAGUAGAAAGUGCCUGCACUGGGGGGUUGCCCAGAGGGGGCCCCUUCAGGCCAAGGUCAGAGGUCCUCCAGCCCCAGGGCCUCUCUGCUGGGGGCUCAUGCUUGGGCAGAGCUCAGCUUUCAGCCUAGGCUCCAGCUGGAAGACCAGGCUCAGGAAGACCACUUGCAGAGAGCUGCUGCUGGGGGCAGGAGGUACAGGCAGGAAACAUGGGUGCUGGCCCUACCUGCUGACCCCGGGCCUCAGGGCUGGGCAUGGCCUUCAGUUGCAUCUCAGGGCUUCUGGAAAGAGGCAGGCCCUCCCCGCCUCCUUCAGAGGGAGCCCUGGGCAUGGUCACAGCAGUGGGCAGCUGACUGGUGACAGGGUUCGUUUGCCACCUUGGACCUCGAGCCAUCCCCCUGUGCCCUGAAUCCCAGCACAGGGUUACUUGCAAGGAAAGGAGCCCCUCACUGUGGCCCCUUCCUCAUCCAGAACCAAGGUAACAUCGCUUCCCUCCCUGCCACCUUCACAGUCCCAAGAUGUCAGAGCCUAGGACCUCGGGAUCUCCUGCUACCCAUCCUCUGCAUGGAGCAGCCUCGCUCUCAGAGUGUAGCCUAGAACUCGGGUCACCUUGGGCUCCCUGCUUUUACUCCCUACCCUACCACCAUGCCCCCUGCCCUUCCCCACGCGGGCCCCAUCCCCUCACCUGGACAUCUGAUUGACCUUGGCCUGGGCUUCCAUGGCCCCAAGCACCCUCCUGCUGUGGUCAGAGGCUGCUGUGAGAGGUCCCUUGUGGUCCCUCCCCAACUCUGACACCUUCCAGGGUUGAUGUGCCCUCAGGCAGUUGUCUAAGGCCUCCAAAGCUCCACAGGCUUCUCCAGCACCUUCUGCUCCCAGGAGCCCUCUGUCUAGGCCGACCCUUCUGUGCUUCCCCUGUUUAUUGACCCUGCCCUUGUAUUCGUGUCCCUUAGAGCCCCAAGAAUGACCAGCUGACAGCUGAGGACUGGCCCCAGCUAGUCCCCAGCUCAUCAUGCCCUCUGGCAAGGAGUUCCAACCCCACCAUCUGCCUGCCUACCUGCCUGCGAGGUUCCUGGUUCUGCAGAAAGGCUUGCCCUGCCCCAGCCUCAGACCCAGGCUAGUGCUCAAGGUGUGCUGGCCAGGGGGGGCUGGUCACCUCUGAGCCUUAGUACCCUGUCAAAUGGGGACUUGGACUUGGGUAAGAGAAAAUGGGGAUGUGUAAGACAACACAGGCAGCCUCGUCUGCCCCCUCUCCCAGCCAGAGGAGAGUGGCUUAAUCUCCUUUGUUUAUAAGUUACCCAGGAACAGGAGCAGUGGGGGAAGGAGGGCCAGGAAGUGUCCCAGCCACCAGACUGGAGGAGGGGUCUGUGGCCUGGGCUGAAGGGGGACCGGAGGGGCAGGUGUUUUACACUCACAGGAGGAGGAGCUGGCGGGCAAGGAAUAGGGAUCCUGACUCCUGAGCCAGAAGGUGGAGUGGGGGUGGGGGUGUGAGGUGCCCCAGGGACACGGGCCCCAGCAGGCGUGGAGCUGGAGGAAGCUCCUAAUUCAUAUUGAAUUCAGUUCCCUCCACUCUGGGGGGCUGCCGGGCCGGGGCCUCAGGGACCUCUGACCCUGCACCUGGACAGGGGUGGGGAGGGCCUCAGCGCAAGGAUGCCGUUGCAUUUGGGUUUUUCACAUUGCCUAUUUAUGAAUAUAUGAAUCUUUAUAUCAAAUCUAUUUUUUAAAACAUGGAAACGUUGCCUUUAUGGAGACUUCGCAGAGCCAGAGCGUACACAUUCCUAAACCAUUAAACGUUUCUGUAAUGAGCCAA